Heterocephalus glaber (naked mole-rat) is the source of this 3180-nucleotide messenger RNA. RefSeq names its product guanylate-binding protein 1. Gene Ontology annotation, molecular function: GTPase activity; GTP binding. NCBI's taxonomy places the organism in Eukaryota, Metazoa, Chordata, Mammalia, Rodentia, Bathyergidae. The record is from RefSeq and is a predicted model, not a curated record.
GCCCGUUCCUGGCUGUGUACUGAGCGUCAGGACUCUAAAUCCUCUUACAACGGCUCUUACGGUUAUCACUAUUUGCUGACUCAAAAAAAUCCAGGAAAUCUCACAACACUGGAGGAGGCAAUAAAAACUCAGCGACCAAGAGACUGAGAAGUCAGAAGCCACUCUGCCUACACCAGUGGAAGAGCAGGGCACACGCUGGACAUGGCCUCAGAGACCCACAUGCCAGGCCCAGUGUGCCUCGUUGAGAAUGUGAAAGAGCAACUGACAGUGAAUCAGGAAGCUCUGAAGAUCCUGUCUGCCAUCACCCAGCCCGUCGUGGUGGUGGCUAUUGUGGGUCUUUACCGAACAGGCAAAUCCUACCUGAUGAACAAGCUGGCUGGGAAGGAAAAAGGCUUCUCUCUGGGCUCCACAGUGCAGGCUCACACCAAAGGAAUCUGGAUGUGGUGUGUGCCUCAUCCCAAGAAGCCAAACCAGACUCUAGUUCUGCUUGACACUGAAGGCCUGGGAGAUGUUGAGAAAAGUGACCUCCAGAACGACUCCUGGAUCUUUGCCCUGGCCAUACUUCUAAGUAGCACCUUUGUGUACAACAGCAUGGGAAUCAUUGAUAAAGAGGCAAUGGACCGACUGCACUAUGUCACAGAGCUGACAGAUCUGAUCAGAGCCAAAUCCUCACCCGACACAAAUGAGGAUGAAGACUCAGCUGAUUUUGUGAGCUUCUUUCCAGACUUUGUGUGGACGCUGAGAGAUUUCUGCCUGGAACUGGAGCUGGAUGGACAAACCAUCUCUGCAGAUGCCUACCUGGAGAACUCCCUGAAGCUGAAGCAAGGUACCAGUCAGAAAGAGAAAAAUUUUAAUCUGCCUCGACUCUGUAUCCGGAAGUUCUUCCCAGAGAAGAAAUGUUUUGUCUUCAAUAGACCCUCUCAUCAAAAGAAGCUGGCCAAGCUGGAGAUGCUGCAUGAUGAUGAGCUGGACUCUGAAUUCGUGCAACAAGUUACAGAAUUCUGUUCUUACAUUUUUAGCUCUUCCAAGAUUAAAACUCUUCCAGGAGGCAUCGAGGUCAAUGGGCCUCGUCUGGAGACCCUUGUGCUGACCUACCUCAGUGCCAUCAGCAGUGGGGAUCUGCCCUGCAUGGAGAACGCAGUCCUGGCCCUGGCCCAGAUAGAGAACUCAGCUGCAGUGCAGAAGGCCUUGGCCCACUAUGACCAGCAGAUGGGCCAGAAGGUGCAGCUGCCCACAGACAACCUCCAGGAGCUGCUGGAGCUGCACAGGGCCUGUGAGAGGGAAGCCAUUGAGAUCUUCAUCAAACAUUCCUUCAAAGAUGUUGACCAAAUAUUUCAAAAGGAAUUAGCGGCCCAGCUAGAAAAAAAAAGAGAUGACUUCUACAAACAGAAUAUGAAAGCAUCUUCAGAUCGUUGUUCAGCUUUACUUCAAGACAUUUUCAGUCCUCUAGAAGAAGAGGUGAAACAAGGUGUUUAUUCUAAACCAGGGGGCUACCGUCUCCUUAUUCAGAAGGUAGAAGAUCUGAAGAAAAAGUACCAAGAGGAACCCAGGAAGGGGAUACAGGCUGAAGAGGUUCUGCAGAAAUACUUGCAAUCCAAGGAAGAUGUGACUAAUGCCAUUCUACAGACAGACCAGACUCUCACAGAAAAGGAAAGGCAGAUUGAAGUGGAACGUGUGAAAGCUGAAUCUGCACGGGCUACUGCAAAAAUGUUGGAGGACAUGAACAGGGAAAAGGAGCAGAUGAUGCAAGAGAAAGAGAAGAGUUAUCAGGAACAUAUCAAACAGUUGACUGAGAAGAUGGACACAGAUAGGGUCAAGAUGAUGCAAGAGAAUGAGAGGAUUAUAGCUCUUAAACUCCAGGAACAGGAGCAACUACUAAGGGAGGGAUUCCAGAAUGAGAGCAGAAGACUUCAGAAUGAGAUACAGAAUCUCAGGACAAGUGCAAAUAGGCGAAAGAAAAGAUGUGUCAUAAACUAAGGACCUGAAGAAGAGCAAAAUAAGAGAUUAAUAAAAGGAAACAGGGAAAUAGACCUUUUGCAAGUGGGAAAAGACCAAGAAAAGGAGCACUGGAGGGAAGGAGGGGAAGAGGAUAUAGAAAGAUCUAAGAUGUGUCACGUACAUGUACCAACUACCCAUGAUCAUUAUGUGUCACAAAUGGGAAUUUUAAAAAUUAAAAUGAGAGAAGGAAAUCUAGAAAUGGAAGGAGGGAGGAGGGAGGGGAGAGGAAGGGAAGUAAAAAGAAUCAAGAUACAUUCAAUAUAUGUACCCAUUCCCUAAGAUAAAGGUAAACAUUAGGUACUGCAAACAUGUACUAAUAAAAAACUUUAAAAAAUUUAAAGAAAGAAUAGACCUUCCUUUCCUAUCAUUCUUCCUCAAGGCAUAACUCAAGCAAUUUUAGAAGACAAAGCAAGUGUCACUUCACUUAGUAAUAAUUAGGUUUUGCAUGACAAUACCAAAAAUCUUCUAAGACAUUCAGUACAAUUGAAAUCAUGGCCUAGGGUCGCAGCUAAGUGGUAGACCACUUGCCUAGCUUGUGAGGCUCUGGGUUCAACCUUAUUUCCCACCAAAAAAAAAAAAACAACCUUCUUAAAAGAUUGUAAAUUGUGCACCAAGGAUGCGUCUUACCACUGUACCACUAAAGAAGAUAACACUUCCGUCAUUCAAGUGUUUCUUCUUCCAGCUGACCACCAGUAUAUAAAUGGACACCGAACACAGUCUUAGGUCAAAAUCUCACCACACAGUUGGGCACCAACUGGCCAAGUGUACAAUGCACUCUAAUGUCAGGGACAGACAUCCUAGUUUCUUACUGGAGAUAAUGUAUAGUUCAUUAUAUCAAAGCUUCCCAAUCAAUGAGCAAUAAUGGGAUUUCUGGAUGCUCAUGGGUCCAAGGUGAAGCAUGCUUCCUUGUAUAGAGAUCUACAGUCUCCAUAUAAUUUCCACAAGGAGAUGGAUGAAGCCACCAUUAUGAAAAGGAGUCUGAGUCAUAAACAAACGGGCUAACGGACUAAAUUUUCCUUCUUGCUAAAUUCAUCCAGACACAACUUUAAAGAGACAUUUUAUAACUUUAGAGAGUUAAAAAUGGAUUACACAGUAACAUAAAAAUUACACAUUGUGACUAUGUAGUAGCAAUGCAUAAUUUGCAAAGAUGGGCAUUAAAUGAAAUGGAUAAUGUGUUAAAAA